Messenger RNA from Plasmodium gonderi, 2490 nucleotides. RefSeq lists its product as hypothetical. The coding region runs from base 1 to 2490 and encodes 829 amino acids. The transcript is spliced from 11 exons. Lineage: Eukaryota; Apicomplexa; Aconoidasida; Haemosporida; Plasmodiidae. The record is from RefSeq and is a predicted model, not a curated record.
AUGGUUUCACUGAAAAAAAACGGAAAUUCAGGGGUGGAUGAAAAAAUUGAGCUCCUAGUGGGAAUAAUAAAACAGUGGACAUGCAAGUAUGCUUACCGGAUACUGGUCAAGGGGAAGGAUGAAGAUAAGGCGGAACAUUACUACAAAGUCACCUUUUAUAACCAAAGUGAAAAUGAAUCAAUAUCGAAAUGUACAAUCAGUGCGAUAUUUACCUUAACUGAAAUAUGCUCAGUGGGGAUAGAUCACUGUGAUUAUACAUCUAAUAUUUGUGACAAAUAUUUUGUUUCUUUCAAAUUUGAAAAUGAAAAUUUAGUACGCACUGUAGACAUGUGCCUAAAUUACGAAGCCUGGAUUGAUAAACUUAUCAAGGAUAAAGAAAAGCUGAGGAACAAUAUUGAUCUAUCAUCAGAAUUUAUGAGGACGAGAUUUGUUAAACCAGCUGAUGAGAAAAACAUCGAAAUAAUUUUGCAAAAAAUUAAAGAUGAAAGAGAAGAGGCUCGAAGAAGCAAGGAAGAAGAAAAAGAAUUUAGAGAAAAAAAAAAAACAUUUUUAAAAACAGAAAAUAUAUUGCACAAUAAAAAGACUUUCUUUGAUGAAACCUAUGAAUUAGACAAAAUAAAUUCGCAAAAAGAUUUGAACACAGAUCAUGGGAAUAAUGAAUUAGAAAGAACAAGUACAAAAAAUGUGGAGAAUGAAAAAUUAAAUGAAGUUCUCUCAUUUCUGAAGUCUAACUUGUACUUUUACUUUACGAAUGUGGAUAUUAAAAGGAAAGGAAAACUGAAAUAUGACCAUUACAUAGAAAUACUAAAAAUGGUGAAUUACAAAAUGUGUAUUAGUUAUCGUCAUGUGAAUAAUCAGAAGAGGAACGAACAAAAGGAAGAAAAAGAUGGAGAAUCAAGUGAGGAAAAAAAACAAAUGCAAGGGGAAAAUAUUUUGUCAAUUCCAAGCACCCCAGAUAAUUACCUUUUUUGCGAGUCAAGUGAAGAGUUGUGUUCCAACACGGACGACAGCUGGGAAGACGAAAAUUUAGAUAUAUCGAAUAUACCAAAAAAUAACAAAAAAGGAAUGAACAAAAAUGAUAAGAAGUGUAUAUUGAACCUUUUCAAUAUUAAUAAUAAAGAAGUAUAUUUAAUUAAAGAUAUUAAUAUAUAUCAGAAUAACAAUUUUAAUGGAUGUAAUAUAUUUUUUGAACUGGAAAAUGUUCCUAUUAAUUCUGAAUACUUCCUUUUUGAUAUAGACAAUGAAUAUUGUCAAUAUAUAUACACUGAUAAUUAUUACGAUUUUUUACUAUAUGUUUCAAAUGCUGAUGAAGAAGACAAUGGGCAUAUAUACUACAAUAAUUACAUAAAUAAUAUACCCCAAUAUUUAUAUGAAUUGAAAAAAAAUAGAGAACAUUUUAAGAUUAUUACUUUGGACAAUUUGUUACUGUAUAAACAGUUAAUAUACGCAUGUUAUGAAAAUGAAUUAAAUUUUAUGUAUGAGACCUUUUUACACCAAUUUAAGAAGUAUGAUUUAUCAGAUAGUGGAUACAUACAUCGUACUCAUUUAAAAAAAGUGCUGCAAAAAAAUAAUCACAUAAUAUCCACACAGGAGUAUAAAUUGUUAUUGCAUAUUUUCUGCUACAAUGAUGAUAAUUAUGCAAACUACAGGGACAUUAGGGAAAUCAUCCUCCGUUUGAGAUUCGAAGGCAUCAGAAACAGCAUUUUUGAAAGGGACAAGAAAUUGUUACAAAGAUAUUUGUGCGAACAGCUAAUAAAAAAUAAUCUGAAAAAUAAAAAAAAGAUACAUAUAUUUGAUUCUAAAAACGUUUUAGAUUCAUGUGAUAAAUUAUAUCUAAACAAAAAUAUCAUCCACAUUAUUUUGUCUUCCCUUAAUUUUGACGAAAAUUUAGAAUUAGACGUCUUAUUAUUUUUAAAAGUUUCUAUCUCCAUCAUUAUUAACAGCAUCAAAUUAGAAACGAUGCAAAUGAUAUACAACAAGAUUACCGAUGAGAAGCAGAAGAAGGAAGAAUUUCAAAAUGUUUCCCAUACGGUCCAUAAAGGUGAAAUGACGAAUAUACCGGUGCUUGAAUUAGUCGAAAGGACCUUAACGAAAUUAUUCAAGGUUCUGGAUGAAAAAAACGAAGACCAUCUCAAAAUAAUCGAUUUCAUUGAAACACUGCUAGAAUCAAAUCAGAAAAAGAAAAUUAUUGACAUUAAGGAAAUAUGUAAACUAAGCAAAAAGGAGUUACAAGGAUUCGUAGCAGAAAUAGAUACGGAAUCAAAAGCGGGAAACUAUUCAAAGGAGCAAAUAAAAGACAAUAGAAAUUUCGAGUUCUAUAAAAAUAGGAAAAUUCAUUAUGCCUCACACAUACAUAAAUGGUGCUCGAAAACGUAUCAAAUAAGAUCAUGCAAAUAUUACAGCUAUUUUUUUAACUACCCCGAUGACUUAAUUGAACUAGAUGAGGAAAUAAAUAAGGAGUUGUUGUUUUGCGAAGAGGAAAAGGAAUAA